UCUUUGCUCCUUUCAACACGAUUUGACUCAGCUCCCUUGUUGUUGAAAGGCCUUUUUUCCUCUCGUUGGUUUCGAUGGCGUCUACUUUGAACCGAACCGGAGGCGAUUCCUUCUACGGCGGUGCGGCUCCUUACCGUUCAAGGGAGGGUUUAAGCACGAGACCGGUGGCUAGCUCCGAUGAAAUUCAAUUGCGGAUUGAUCCGAGGCAUGGUGAUUUAGACGAUGAGAUCUCCUGUCUCCGUAGCCAAGUUAAACAAUUGAGAAAUGUUGCUCAAGAAAUAGGAUCAGAAGCCAAAUUUCAGAAGGACUUUCUAGAUCAGCUGCAAAUGACAAUGAUUAAAGCUCAAGCAGGGGUAAAGAACAACAUUAGGAAACUGAACAAGAGUAUAAUCAAGCAUGGCUCUAACCAUAUUGUUCAUGUGGUUCUUUUUGCACUGUUUUGCUUCUUUGUUGUCUAUAUGUGGUCCAAGGUGGCAAGAAGAUGAUGCUCGAGACUGCUGAAUAGGUGUAUGUGUCGAUGGAAAAAUAGUCUCAAAAUGUCAAAGUUGCUCGGUUUCUGUAAAGGUGGUUGUGUGUUACUUUAUGUUUCGUCAGCAGUAUUGGCAAAAACAUCGAUUAUAGGUUUCUUCUGUUAUGCUGUGGUAAGAACGCUAGUUCUAUUUUAACGAAUGAUUUGUAUGAUUCGUGCUGGGUAUUUUAUGCAACAAUUGGGAGAGAGUGUCACAUGAA
Molecule: messenger RNA, 729 nt
Organism: Hibiscus syriacus
Lineage: Eukaryota; Viridiplantae; Streptophyta; Magnoliopsida; Malvales; Malvaceae
Product: bet1-like protein At4g14600
Exons: 4
Coding region: 75-485 (136 amino acids)
Source: RefSeq, a predicted model, not a curated record